This is a messenger RNA of Exophiala xenobiotica, 1455 nucleotides long. RefSeq lists its product as uncharacterized. The record is from RefSeq and is a predicted model, not a curated record. Gene Ontology annotation, biological process: DNA-templated transcription; regulation of DNA-templated transcription. The transcript has 2 exons. The coding region runs from base 1 to 1455 and encodes 484 amino acids. Lineage: Eukaryota; Fungi; Ascomycota; Eurotiomycetes; Chaetothyriales; Herpotrichiellaceae. Gene Ontology annotation, molecular function: zinc ion binding; DNA binding; DNA-binding transcription factor activity, RNA polymerase II-specific.
AUGCUGCAACACAAAGCUCGGAAGGCGUGCGACUUUUGCUAUCGCAGGAGGAUCAAAUGCGACGCACAAAAACCCCAAUGCUCUAAUUGUAUACUGCAUGGCUCAGUCUGUGCUUUUGGGGCCACAAGCCGCAAAGCGCGGCCUAGGCAUCAGGAAUCGGGCGAAGACAUUGGAGUUCUGCGAUUGCAGGUAGAGCGUCUCGAAUCAAAUCUUGGCCACGCUUUAAAGAGGAUCGACGAGCUUCAAAGCCUUGUACCGAGAUGGGACAAUGCUCCAGACCUUCUAGCUGCCUCAGCCCACACUGCUAACCUCCAUGAAGAUCAGGUCGACUUGGUCCAAAAAGAGCUUAGUGAUGCACGUAUGGAACUGCCACCGCUUCAGCAAGUCCUGUCUGCGACAGAGGUUUACCUCAUAACGCUGAACGCGGUUCUUCCGCUGUUCCACCCCGGUCGGUUACUGCAAUCGAUCAACAACUGGUACGCACAUCCUGGUCGAAGAGAGCGUACAACAUGGGCUGCAAUUAACGUGGUUCUCGCGCUGGCUCAUCGUCACAUAACCCCCAAUGAAGCGACACUGAGUGAGAGCGCGGCGUACUACCUGCACAAUGCCCAGACAGUACUCUCUGAUGUGAUCAUGGGUGACGUUGAUCUUCUCAACGUCCAGAUCGUCAUCGGAAUGGUCAUGCUCUUUCAAGGCACGCGAGACCUCAAGCCCGCGACGAUGCUAAUCGCCAUUGCUUUACGUCUGGCGCACGAGUUGGGGCUACAUACUCGAAGAGAUGGGUACCUCGACACUUCCCAGGUAUUGGAACGGGACCGGGUCUUUUGGAUAGCGUACCUCCUUGAUAGAGAUAUUAGCUUGCGCACAAGUCGGCCGCCUGUACAACGCGAGGCCGAUAUCGACCUUGAGUGGCCGUCAGCCGAGCCUGAAGAUGGAGCUGGAAACGUGACCGAUGCCGACGGUAUUUUUGGAUUCAACUUUCUUCGAUGCCGCGUACGGCUUGCUCGGAUCCAAGGUGAAGUCUACGACUUCCUGGUUGCAACUCGUGCCGGGACGAUGGACGACUACCAGCGACACGAGAACAUAGUUCGGCUAAACCAUAUGCUGGACGAUUGGAUCUCUGAUAUACCGCCACCCUUCCGACCCAGCGCCGUGCUACAAGCUGGACAGCCAAAUCUGUGCAGAAGCUUUGCAGUCCUCUACUCCACUCAUCUUGCCUGUCGGACUCUGGUUUACCGGGCUCAUGCCAUGGAGUCGCGCUGGAUGCAGAGCCUGCGGAGUUUUGGUAGAACAGUUACGCAACAAGGAUAUAUUGUUCCAGCACCGCUGCCAACACCCUCAUUGCAAGAUUGGGAGACACUUGUUGACGAGACACGUGGGUGUAUGCGGCUAUUUUGGGGUGUAGAACGAAGAGACCAGGCGUUCAUCUGGUCAGAGAACUCCUUAUAUCAUUGA